This is a messenger RNA of Nerophis lumbriciformis (worm pipefish), 450 nucleotides long. NCBI's taxonomy places the organism in Eukaryota, Metazoa, Chordata, Actinopteri, Syngnathiformes, Syngnathidae. The record is from RefSeq and is a predicted model, not a curated record.
AUGGGGUUUCUUCUCUCCAAGUCCAUGGAUGCAAAUUUAAAAAAGCAGCAAGAGUUCAUGCUACACAACUCAAGGUUACAGCUGGAGCGUCAGAUGAUGAUGCAGAACCAGAUGAGGGAGCGACAGAUGGCAAUGCAGAUUGCUUGGUCCAGAGAGUUCAUCAAGUAUUUUGGGACAUUCUUCGCUGUGGCAUCUACCGGCCUCACCGUGGGUGCCCUAAAAAGAAAGAAACCAGCCUUGUUGGCCCCCAUCUUACCACUCAGCUUUAUAUUGGCAUAUCAAAUGGACAACGCUUAUGGGACACUUAUUCAUCGGAUUAGAGGGGAGGCCGAGUGUAUCAUGGUGUCUGAAAAUGACCGUCUGGACUUGCCUCACGGGACCCCAACCUUCGAUAGCAUAGAGAAGGCCCGCCGUGCUAAAAGCACCCUCUCCUCCUUCCUGGAAAAAUAA